UCUAUCACAGAAAUGGGGAGAUGAGGAUUGAACCCCAGCCACUUGGGGGGGAUCCCUACAUCUCCCAUGUUCCUCUUUUUUUAGCAACUUAUAGAAAUCACUCCCGUUAACUUGUUAUCUGAAAUUCUUGACACAAGCACACAACGCUUAAACCCUAAACCCUCAAGAAGAAAGAACAGCUUUUUCUGCCUGAACAAUCACAGAAUCUUUCACCCUCAAAAUCACCAUUAAAACCAUUCUUCAAUCUUAUGCUAUCAUCCACAAAAAUCCCUUCAAAUUUACGAUCAUUUCAAUUUUCAUGGAACCCUUCUCUUCCCAGAAAUUUCUAUCCCCAAUUCCUCAAUGCCAAUCCCACCACCCCUUUCAAAACAUUUUCUCUCUCCUCCACCUUCAAAACCACCACCCCAAAUUCAGAUUCUCAGCAACCCUUUAUCAAAAAGCACCAAUUUUUUUCAAAAAUUGGCCUCCCUGUUAUAAUUAGAAAAAAUGGGAGGAAUUAUAAGUAUUUUUGGGAUGAGGGUUUUUUGGAGCUUGUUUGUGUUGAUGAUGGGGACCCACUAACUUUUGUUCAAAGUUUUGAAGUGGGUAUUAGAAAUUUUGUGAAGAUUUUGAGGGAUUUUUUCAUACCAAAGCUAGUUACUGAGAAUUAUAUUGAGUAUGUCAAAUGGAAGUUUUUGCAUCGAGUUUUUAGUUCUUCCCUUCAAGUUCUUGCAACACAGGCGAUGUUUCGAGCAAUUGGAGUAGGGUAUGCUCAGUCUCUUCCGUCUGCUGCAGCUAUGAACUGGGUGUUGAAGGAUGGACUUGGUAGAUUGAGUAGGUGCAUUUAUACAGCUUGUGUAGGUUCAGCUUUCGAUACGAAUUUGAAGAGAGUAAGGUUCGCGACUUCAGUUAUGUUCAGCUUAAGCAUUGGAGUUGAGUUGAUGACCCCUGCUUUUCCAAAUUGCUUCUUGCUGCUUGCUUCCGUGGCCAACAUUGCUAAACAGAUAAGCUUGGCAUGCUACCUGGCAACUGGUACAGCCGUACAUCGGAGUUUCGCAUUAGCUGAUAACUUGGGUGAGGUUUCUGCUAAAGCCCAGAUCCAAACAGUGUGCUUUGAUAACUUGGGUCUUCUAUUGGCUGCAUUAAUAAAUGUUAUGCUCAAGAAUAAUGAAAGAUUGCAAGCAGGUUUGCCGUUUGUGGUAUACCCCAUAUUCUCAGCAAUUGACUUGUGUGGAAUUUACCAAUCGCUGAAGCAUGUGCAUCUGCAGACUUUAACCAAGGAUAGGCUUGAGCUGAUUCUCGACAAAUGGAUUCAGUGUGGAUAUGUCCCAUCACCAGCUGAAGUAAGCAAGCUGGAAGGAAUUAACCUUCUGGAGGCUGCUCAUGAGGUUGAAACAGGAAGAAAGAAAGGAGAUUGGCCAAUUAGAAUUGGUUGCUUGGAUCCCAAGAGACAGAUACCUGGACUGACCAUGUUGACAAUGAACUCUCUGAGCAGGGAGGAUUUCUAUUUCAUCUGCUUAGAAACCUGCUAUGGACUAAGAUCUGGAAAACAAGGAAUUCUUCUUUCUCUAAGAGAAGGUGCAAGAACAGAGGAUAUCAUUAUGGGUUUGUUGCAGGCAUGCUACAUUCGUCAGACACUUCUUUCAUGCAGCAGCAAGUGGAAGAAUGUCAUAGAAGAUUUCCAUAUCUCAAAUUCACAUAUCAUGAAGUGGUUGGAGUUGUCUCAAGAUAGUAAGAGUUUUGCGCAGUCAAACCUUAACACACUGCAUAAACAAAUGUUAGAUUUGAGUUGGGCUACCAAGAAUAUUUUGCUAGGCACACAUGAACAAGCUCGAUACGUUUUUGAUGAUAAAUGAGUUUUAAUUGUUUUUUUUUUCCUGGCUCACAAUGUAUAAAGUAGUUGUUUUGAAUUGGCUUUGCCACAAAAUUUUGAUACAUAAAAAUUUAUAAAAGUAGGUGAGCACAAAUCACCUGUUUGUAACUGAAUGUCACAUGUUCAGACAUCAUAUACAUCAAUACAUGUAAAUAAAGAUAUUCCGUGGGUUGCCCACUUGCCCA
This is a messenger RNA of Chenopodium quinoa (quinoa), 2037 nucleotides long. RefSeq names its product protein root UVB sensitive 4-like. The transcript has 10 exons. Bases 249 to 1835 code for a protein of 528 amino acids. Lineage: Eukaryota; Viridiplantae; Streptophyta; Magnoliopsida; Caryophyllales; Amaranthaceae. The record is from RefSeq and is a predicted model, not a curated record.